AUGGCGGAGCAGGAGGACUCCGAGAGCCCUCGGCCAUCACCGGGCGGGCGGAAGAUAUCCCUGCAGAGGUAUGGGCAAGGACAGCCUGCGGGGCCGCAUCCGGUGUGCGCCCUCUGGCCUGGCCGCCGAGCCUCGCGGCCGGCUGUGCUUCGGAAAUGCUCGGCAGUGCCGCCGGGAAAGGCUGCGCCGGCCUCUCCUCACGUAGGCCUGUCCCGGGGACUCCUCGGGGCCUCUACGCCGCCCAGGCUGCUGGCCAGGCCUGUGCCCCUACCCGCUCUGGGGGGCGCCGAGGGCCCAGAGGAACGCAAGGGCGCUGUAUCAGUGUCUUUCGCCCUUAGCUCCUGCGCCCUCUCGUUUCUUGAUUCGGAAGGAAGAAAGCCUUCUCUGCCGUGGGCGUUACCGCUCCGGGACGGGGCGGUUCCAUGUGAAACGUGUAGCCAGGAGGAAGCUAAGUAUAGAUGUCCACGAUGCAUGAAAUACUCAUGCAGUCUGUUGUGUGUAAAGAAGCAUAAGCUUCUGCAGAGCUGUAAUGGAAUCAGGGAUAAAACAGCAUUUGUCUCUGUAAAUGAGUUUACUGACUUGAACCUUCUGAGUGAUUAUCGUUUCCUGGAAGACGUGGGACGGACAGCUGAUGCUGCUGCUCGACAUCCUAUUGUGCAUAGCCCAUCAACAAAAAAACUUUUAUAUGGCUUGAGAAACAGAGCUCGGAAGUGUAAUAUUGACCUGAGAACAAUGCCUGUGGGGUUUACAAAGAGAAGAGAAAAUUCGACCACUUACAAUGCCGUGGAGAAAAAGUUCUACUGGCAUUUGAAGCUUGUGUUUCCUCACUGUCAUGCUGAAUACGUUCUAAAAGGGGUUCCUGACGAUAAAACACUUGCUGAUAUCCUUAAGCCGUACAUUGAUCCAGUGGAGUCAGAUCCUGUAGUUUGUCAAAGAUUAAAAAUGUAUACAAUGUCUCCUCAGUCAGAUGUACAAAUUUUAAUGAAAAUAGAAAACAGGAAACAAAACUCUGUCAGGUACUAUGAACUGGAUGCUAGUAGAAGCCUCAUAGACAAUUUGAAAGGCAAAGUAAUAAUUGAGUAUCCAAUUUUAUUUGUGGUCUUGAAAACAUUGAAGAAUGACAUGGUGGUUCUUGGCCAAGAUACCAGUGAGUCUACAGAGAACUCGGACAGUGAAAGUUCGUCCCUUUCAUCUAUGGAAGAAGGGGAAAUUCGGGACAGUUCAUGA
This is a messenger RNA of Indicator indicator, 1227 nucleotides long. It is a transcript of the gene ZNHIT6, whose product is annotated as zinc finger HIT-type containing 6. Gene Ontology annotation, biological process: maturation of LSU-rRNA from tricistronic rRNA transcript (SSU-rRNA, 5.8S rRNA, LSU-rRNA); box C/D snoRNP assembly; snoRNA localization. Gene Ontology annotation, cellular component: pre-snoRNP complex; nucleus. The record is from RefSeq and is a predicted model, not a curated record. The transcript has 10 exons. Bases 1 to 1227 code for a protein of 408 amino acids. Lineage: Eukaryota; Metazoa; Chordata; Aves; Piciformes; Indicatoridae.